GCUCAGCACGGCUCGCGGCUGCGAACGACCCAGCUCCACUGAAUUUAGGGUGAGGAAGGGCUAGAGAACCAAACUCCCUCCCUGGGUGCUGGCAGCGCCCUACCGGGUCCGAGCGGGAAAGGAGCGUGGGCCUCUGGCACCUGACUCACCUGAAGAGUCGGUCCCGGCCCUCGGUCUGGUUGGUGAAACGGAUGAAGGCGUCCAUGGCUCCCAGGCCAAGUCCACGCGUCGCACCGAGUCCGGUCGUGAACCCACAGCGCAGGCAUACCACCACCGUCCCCGGGGAAGGGUAAAUGCCCUCCGCACGGGAGGGGCUGAAUCUCCCCGCCCCCGUAGGGGCGGGAGCGCCUGGGGCAGAGUGAUUUCGCGGGCUUCCGGUUCUAGCCGGAAGUGGUGGUUACUACGGCGACGCCAAGCCGCUAGACCAGCUUUUCAGAGUCUCAUAGAAGUUCCCAAGGCCAUUUCUGUGAUGUCAUCCCCCAAAGGAAGUCAGAUCCAGAAGAUGAGGCUGCCUGUUUAUACACGGAAAGGACCCCUGGAGGUGCCGUCCCCAUCAGAGAAGGACUGGUCUAAGGACGACGAAGAGGAUUACGUCCUCAAGGAUCCAGAUCAGGAGCUGGAUUCCUUGCCUCAGCCUUACCGAAUGAUCAACAAGCUGGUGAACCUCCUGUUUAACCGGUCAUGGGAAGUUAUUGAGGAGAAGGAAGCGGCAAGGGAAGCCGAGCGCAGCCGGAUCCAACCCAUCGUGUACCCUCCUCUUGUAGAGAGCAAGCUCAACAGCAUGCCAAAGUGUAUGGCAAUUUCUCAAGACUAUGUGUUUAUCGGAGAAGCCAACGGAUUCUCAAUCUAUAAUCUGUACAAUGCUAAACGAAUAGGUGCUUGGGAGAAACUUAAAGUUGAUGUUGCUUCCAUCUGGGCCACAGAUUUGGGAAGUGAAGUACUCAUUGCUCCUGUGGAUGAAAUGGGUGUCAUUAGAUUGUUUUAUUAUUAUAAGGAAAGUCUUUUCCUAAUCAAAGCCAUCAAUGAAGUGGAUGAUGCCAGCAAACAAACCACCUGUGUGAAGAUGGAGGUCUCUCUAGGAGGGGACUUUGCAGCCUUCCUCCUACAAGGAUCCAGAGAUGUUUGGCUGGAUGUGUAUAAAUUGCCCAAGGAGUCUUGGCUCAAGGAAGUGGAGUACCCCCAACUCACUGCAAAUGCAAAGAAAAAAGUCAGGCAACUGCAACUGAACACUAUUGAUUCCGUAACUCCAGAUAAUUUAGCAAUGGAUGCAUACACUUGUUUUAAAGGAGAUAUUAAGUUGAGUCUUCCAGUUUACAUAAUGAAGAUCAAACCACCUAAACCAGUUUCGGGCACCACGUUUAAAAGCCCCCUGGAAGUCUUUGCAAAGAUCGAGGACAGCUAUGGGCUGGGCUCUGGGCAGAAUCACUUCAUCAAGGAGAGUCAGUGGGAGCACCAAGAGGCCAUCUUCAAUGCUUCCUACAAGAAGUACCUGGAUGGGGAGUGGGAGGAGGAGCCACUCAGUACAGCCACAUUCCAUUUCCUCCUUCCAAGCUGCAUCAUUUCAAUGCCAACAGAAGCCAAGGGCCCCUCAGGAGUAGCCUGUGUCCUUGGCAUACACUGGACCGGAAGUCAUAAUUUCUUCCUCUAUUCUCUUCACCGAACUCUGAAGGAUAAAGGCGACCCCGAGGGUGUGUGGCCCUGUGCUGCACCCAUUGCGGUGUCUAAUCGGAGCAGCUGUGGCUCCUACCUGGUGCUGGCCUGUGAGGAUGGUGUGCUCACACUGUGGGACCUGAGCAAAGGAUUCCCUCUUGGGGUCAUUGCUCUUCCUGAGGGAUGUUUCUGCCAAAGCAUUCAUUUCUUAAAAUACUUCCUGGUCCACAAAGGACAGAAUGUGUAUCCUGAACUUCCGUUGAAGUCCAAAAUGAAAUGUUUAGUGCUGUGCACAGAUACUUCUCUCCAUCUGGUGGAAGCCGAGGGGACCCGAGGACCCACCAUCCGCGUGCUGGCUGAGAGGCCGGUAAAGUACCUGAAUGAAAUCAUCCGUGCAGUGGCCCCGGUCCCAGCCUUACCUGGCAUGGUGCUGCUCUUUUCCCAGGAUGGCUCUGUGCGCCUCAUGGACGUGGCCAAGCCUCAGAUCGUCUGUGCCUUUGCUCCCCCCAGAUCCUACCAUCUGGUGGUCCCCUGGAACCCAGUGUUUGUCGUGUCUUCACACCGUCCAUGUUUCCUGCUCCAAGGAGACCAUCCAGAUGAAAUUGAACCUACCCACGAUUCCAGGAACAUCCAAAAUUCUAUUUUCUAUUUUAGUUUUGAGGCCUACCCACUCCUGAAAAAUGUCUUAGGAAAUGUCAUGAUUUCUCAAAGUGACUUCACAGACCACACAGCCUUCCCCCAGACCUUACCAUUAGAGGAGAGAUGUGAGCGUUUCCUCCAGGAGAGGGUUCAGAACCUGGGGAAGAACGCGAUGAAAGAGCAGGAGCACUGGAACCGGCUCCGGAGGUACUCCUUGUUUCUCCAAAAAAGAGAGCCUCAAUAAGGAACCCAACCACCUGCCUCCUGGGACCCCCCCGGGAUGGUUUUGGCCACCAGGCAGCUGCUCCCCAGGAUGCCAAGUCGAAGACACACAGUGACAAAGAGCCUCAGUUCCCUAGUCCUGAGGGGC
Messenger RNA from Choloepus didactylus (southern two-toed sloth), 2659 nucleotides. It is a transcript of the gene WDR93, whose product is annotated as WD repeat domain 93. Gene Ontology annotation, biological process: electron transport chain. Gene Ontology annotation, molecular function: protein binding. Lineage: Eukaryota; Metazoa; Chordata; Mammalia; Pilosa; Megalonychidae. The transcript is spliced from 17 exons. Bases 470 to 2533 code for a protein of 687 amino acids. The record is from RefSeq and is a predicted model, not a curated record.